Molecule: messenger RNA, 1074 nt
Organism: Diachasma alloeum
Lineage: Eukaryota; Metazoa; Arthropoda; Insecta; Hymenoptera; Braconidae
Exons: 3
Coding region: 1-1074 (357 amino acids)
Biological process (GO): DNA integration
Molecular function (GO): nucleic acid binding
Source: RefSeq, a predicted model, not a curated record
AUGAGUCUCAUAACCGAAACUGAUAAACAUACUUACGGUAAUAUCAUACAGAGUACAAAUGCUCAUCGAAUGUGGUACAAGCCUAGUGGAGCUAUUCGAACAACUAGCAGCAUGAAAUAUUACAACAUUAUCGCAAAUCUUAUUGACUCCAAGAAAACUGGAACAGCUCUUCCUCAUCAUAUGAUUGCAUCAAUAAAACCUAACAAAAUGGACUAUUUGAGUAAGAGUGUUGUGAGGACUUCUGGUAGUCGGCGUCCUCCAGGAGAAGGUUUUAAAGUUACUUCCGAUGGACACUAUGAUAUGGAUCAUCGCAGACUGUGUAAUUUAGCUGAUUCGUAUGCUUGGGCUGUGCCAACUAAAACUAAAAAUGCAAAAGAUGUGACGAAUGCCAUGAAGUCUGUGUUGAAACAACGACGUAAACCACAAAAAUUGCAUGUGGAUCGAGGAAAAGAAUUCUACAACAAUGAAUUCAAGAAGCUGAUGAAAGAUAAUGGUAUCACUAUGUAUUCAACAUUCAGUAAUCUUAAAGCGUCUAUAUGUGAGCGAUUCAAUCGUACACUCAAAGAAAAAAUGUGGAAGCAGUUCAGUUUGCAAGGAACAUACAAGUGGAUUCCUAUAGUCAAGACGCUGGUUCAGUCUUAUAACACCAGAAAGCAUCGGACAAUCCAUAUGAAACCCAUAGAUGUCUCUGCGGACCAUGAGAAAUAUCUUCUACGAGAUGUUUCCGGUAAAUUCUAUGUGAAUCGUACGAAAAAAGUCGAAUUCAAAGUUGGAGACAGAGUUCGGAUCAGCAAAUACAAGAACGUAUUUGAAAAAGGCUAUACACCCAACUGGACAACGGAAAUAUUUACUAUCGAUGAAGCUGUCAACACCGACCCCGUGACGUACAAACUCAUAGAUUACGAAGGAAAGCCAAUUGAAGGUGGAUUCUACCAAGAGGAACUAACCAAAGUAAAAUACCCUGAUGUCUAUCUCGUGGAAAAAAUCCUUCGAAGACGUGGGAAUCAAAUUUUUGUCAAAUGGCUGGGCUUCGAUCACUCUCACAACAGUUGGAUCAAUAAAAAUGAUUUAUAA